Molecule: messenger RNA, 1344 nt
Organism: Dermatophagoides farinae (American house dust mite)
Lineage: Eukaryota; Metazoa; Arthropoda; Arachnida; Sarcoptiformes; Pyroglyphidae
Source: RefSeq, a predicted model, not a curated record
UACAUAAUAAGUAUAUCAUAAGUGCAUAGAUAUCAAUUUUUUUGAUUCUUACAUACCACCCACACACAUUUAUAUUUGCAUUUAAAUCUGGAUAAAUGAAUUGAAAUUCUGUGCAUUCACAAUGAAUAAGCUUUUAUUUUAUCGAUCAGUGAAACAAUUUUUUUUUCGACAAAUUCUUAUUUAAAUUCACUUGUGAUAUUCAGUUUUUUCAUCAUCAUUAUCAUCAAUUUUUCCUUACACAUACACACAUCCACACACACAUAUAAAAAACAUGUAUUUGUGAAUCUUAAUUUUCGUUUUUAUUUUUUUUUAUUUUAAACUUCAAAAUUAAAUUUAUGUAUUGCAACAAAAGAUAAAAUAAUUGUUCUCAAACUCAACAGAUGUCCUUCCCUAUAAUUACAAAUUUUUUCUGUUUAAUUCAUCAUUCAAUCAAUCAAUAAACAUAAUUGUAUAAAACUAAAGUCAUACUCUUUAGAAUUCAUCAUUUAUUUAAUUCACAAAUGUUCUUCAGAUUGAUGACAUUUUUCUGAUCAAGGUUACAAACUGAUGAUGAAUUUUGGCCAUAAUUUGAGAUAAAUAGCUAAAGCCAUACUAAUUCUUCGACGAUUUGCAUAUCCACCCGUUAUACAUUCGAUGCGUACGGCUAAAUUUACAACCAAAUUGAAUCAGAAUUCAAAUCAAAACAAAAUAUCAUCGCCGUCUAUAAAUAGUGGCACUAUUCAAUCUUCUGCAGAGCAUUUAUUACCACCGUCAAAAUUACCGGUUCCGGAUUAUUCACAUUAUAACCAUCAAAAAGGCUUAAUCAUAUUGAAUCGUUUGGUGAAAGAAUCAUUUCUAAUACCAACGUGGAAUGAAUUAUGGAACUAUCGUAAUGGUCGAAGACGAAUAUUUACGGAUUUACCGACCUACAUUGGAAAAGUGGUUCGUGGCUUAACCAAUCUGACAAUGGCCAUUGGUCGAACAAUAAAUUCAGAAAAUGGUAAUGGAUCAUUAUCGCGUUUGAUUACACAUCGAUUAGUUGGAGUUUCUGAAUCAUUGAUGGGCUGGGUGGAACGAUCUGUUGAUGAUCUGCCAAGUAUACCUCGUUUGGAUGCUCAAGAAUGUAUGAAACGAUCGAUUUGUGAGGCUCAUAAUCAACCAAAAAAAUAUGGUGCCGUCGGUUUAAUUAUACAACUAUUCUUUCCGCCAUAUUUGGAUGCAGAAGAUGCAAAUAAAAUCGUAUCAAAAUAUCAAUUGGCUGCACGUUAUGGACGUGGUGAGAAUGCCAAUUGCGCUGCACAAUACGAUGAUUGUAUGGUUAAUGUUUUAGACAUUCUACAGGGAGCCCUCAAUAUGAUCUUUUAG